AUGGCUGACCAUAAAGCGGCCGACCGCAGAGUGGUUGGCCAUAGAGCCACUGACCUUUCUUAUGGUUAUCUUGGAGACGCAUCCUAUGAUAUUGACGAAAGGCAGUGGUCCUUUUCUUUGGACCCCUCUCAGAAUCAAAUAUUUGAACAAGUCGUUCCUUUCAAGCAAAGCAUUCCCCCGCCAGUCCAAAACGUCCCGACGAGCAAGCAGAACUCGCCCAACUCCGCUCGCUCACAGAUGAGAUGGCUUGCGAAAUCUCGACCGGAAGCCUUUCCUGCAAAUGAUAUUGCUUCCGUUUUUGCUAAGGCUCCCUCUGCCACUCGACGAGAUCGCCCUCCUGUAUUUGGGCAAUUAUUGGCUAUUGGAGGUGCAGUUGAUGUUGACCACCAGCCUAGAUAUCGAACAGAUCCUAUCAUUGCAAUUGCGAAUGGCGAAGCCGGCCAUGUUCUUCGAUUGAUUAGACCUCGGGUCGCCAACUAUGGAUGGGGAAAGCAAAGCGCAGUGAGCCUUUCUCUCAUGGAUGCAGCAUCGUCGGACCUUGGACACUGGGUUGGAAUUGGAGGAAGAAUCCAGCAGAUUGCCUUCGCUGAUGAACAAAAUGUAUCGAGCACCUUGCUCGCCGUUCGACAAGCUUCUGUCAUCACAAUUUUCCGCCCUACGUAUCAUAGACAACCUGUCCCAGCUGUGAUACCAAGUGGAUAUGCGAAGCAAUAUCCCCCCUCGCGUCUUAGUGCCAACCCUAUAACUGCCUUGACAGCCGAGAGAUGUGGAUCAAGACGGCAUGUUGAUUUGUCUUUCAAUCCAUUUUAUUCCCGGCAAUUCGCUGUCGUGGAUGACCUAGGUCGCUGGAGCAUAUGGGACAUCGAAGGCCGGCUGCGCAAACGCUCUACUGCAGAGCUAGUCCCAGGAAAAAGUGGAGGGAUAUACGACGACUAUGUGCCACCUUCACGUCUGAAGGGCACUGACAAUGCAGAUGGCUGGCAUCGUGUUCUGUGGGCCACAAAUGUCAGCACUAUCGUUGUCUGCAACAGACGUCAUAUUGCUGUAUUUGAUGUGAGGACAACGCCAACUCGUCUAAAGAGUCCUGAACUUCUACCAGCUAGAAGAAAUACCGAUUGGAUACUUGAUAUUAAGCGCAGUCCUAAGAAUCCAAGUCAUUUGUACGUGUUGACAACAUCUCGGAUUUUCUGGGUGGAAGUUAUUACAUCUGGAGAGGAUAAAGAUGGUCAUGGCUCUGGGAUUCGAGUGAUACUAUCUUACCGUCAUUUUCGUGAUGCCAAUGAUGAAACAAUGAGUCUUACAACUCUAAAAGAUGGGGAUAUUUCUGUCCUCAUAUCCUCAGGGAAAAGUUUACUUGUUAACUUCUACACAUUUUCAUUGACUUCGGACGAUGCUGGUAGUCCAACUUCUUCUCGAGGAUCCUUCUCCCUCUCCACGAGCUUGGACGGUCAAGCUCUAAACGAUGAAAUGCUACAUACACUCUGCUUCUUCCCUGCGCCUCUCACAUCUAAUUCCAGCCGGAUUCCGGGGCCAGAGUGGCAGUUCGUUGAGCGAGAUGUCAAAUUUUACCAGGUAUGGGCUCUAACCUCAAAUCUUGGGCUGAGCACAACACUUUGUGCCAUAUACACUGGGUCCACAAGAAAUGCCUCUCUUCCGAGACUCCUUAUAACAGCGCCGACAGCAAGGAUUUCUCUUCGGCGACGCACUGUAAUGGAUGGACAGGUCGUAGUUGACUCUUUCAUCGUUCCGGACAGCCUCGUCGAUGACGAAGAACUCGAUCGCCUUCCAGCGGCCAUGUCACGGCUUGAUCAGCGGUUUUCGGGGAAGGAGAAAAUGCAAGAUGAUCUAAGAUUCAGAAUCAAUUGGCGUGGGAUUUUUCAACAGGUAUUUAUGGAUGCUAGUCCUGGCAAUCCGGCGGAAAUUGGUGUAUCAGAAUCAUUCGAGACUGUGUCCGAUCUUGUUGAACAUGUGUCAGAUUUCAUAAAGCAGAAGAUGGAGGGAGACACACUUGCAAUGAGCUCAUUCUUCGAGCUUUCUAACUUCUCAAGCUUUUCGGAAGAUCUUGAGCGGGCGGCUCCGAUACUGGACGACUUUUUAAACUCUCUCCAAGUAGAUCAGGAUCCUGAUGCACCUUCCAGCUUGAUCUUAUCCGACUUGACAUCAUGUCCUGGCAUGGGCUUUCCAAUUACCCAGGACUCACUUUUUCCUGACCUGCUCAAGAUCUAUGAUCAAGUUGGUGACCUUUGGAUGGCGAGUCUACCCCUAAAGGUCCCGAAUUUGGCGAGGCGAUGGAAAUUCAAAGUCGCACGUAAAAUUGCUGUUGAGUUGUACUUGAGCUCUAUUGCAGCUUCCUUGUGCAAUAAGUCGGCUCAAAUAGCAGAGCUACCUGGUCAAAUAAGUAGUGGGAUUGAUGGGGCCCCGCAGAAUAACCUCGACGAUGAAUCGCGCGAAGAUUCUCCCCCUUUCAUGUCUUCCCAGGCCACGAAUGCCUCACUAGAAGCAGGAUUUGGUCUACCUACACCUUCCCGGACCCCAUCUUUAUACUCAUACAAGUCAACCGAAACUCCAGAACCUACAGAAGACCCAAUAAUCUCACGAUUACGACAAUAUGCUGUUUCCAUAGUAUCCCAACCAGAUCUGGGCAAAUCUGCAUUGCUUGCCCAGUGGCCUUCCUCGCCUGGAGCUGAUCCUGCUCAAUAUUCGUGGCGUGCAAUGGGAGACAAGGGGGAAAAUAUCGAUUUUCGCAGACGGAAAGAAGAAGCUCGACGUCGCAGAAAAACCGAGAGGCUCCUGGACCGAGAAAGGACCAACAAUUCCCAAGCCAAAGCUGAAUCGACUCCUACACCCUUUGGUAGUCAGCCUGUACUUGCUCAACCCGCCCCAAGCUCUCAGACGGUUGAUGAUAUUCCAAUGACACAACCAGACAGGGGCGUCUUCGGGAGUAGAUCUGCUCAGACGGUCAAGAAGAAACGGGCGAAUCGUAGAGCUGCGGGAUUUUGA
Amorphotheca resinae ATCC 22711 is the source of this 3000-nucleotide messenger RNA. RefSeq lists its product as hypothetical. The transcript has 4 exons. Gene Ontology annotation, molecular function: RNA polymerase I transcription regulatory region sequence-specific DNA binding; RNA polymerase I general transcription initiation factor binding. NCBI's taxonomy places the organism in Eukaryota, Fungi, Ascomycota, Leotiomycetes, Helotiales, Amorphothecaceae. Gene Ontology annotation, biological process: nucleolar large rRNA transcription by RNA polymerase I. The record is from RefSeq and is a predicted model, not a curated record. Gene Ontology annotation, cellular component: RNA polymerase I core factor complex. Bases 1 to 3000 code for a protein of 999 amino acids.